Striga hermonthica is the source of this 2076-nucleotide messenger RNA. Lineage: Eukaryota; Viridiplantae; Streptophyta; Magnoliopsida; Lamiales; Orobanchaceae. The record is from the annotation of a GenBank genome assembly.
AUGGGUUACUUGCUGAAAGAGGUUUUGAAAACUCUCUGUGGAGUCAACCAGUGGUCUUAUGCUGUGUUCUGGAAGAUGGGCUGCCAAAAUCCUAAUCUGUUAAUCUGGGAAGAAUGUUAUUAUGAAGCGGCAUCAUCUUUUGACAGCCUUACGGGAUUUUCUGGAAAAGAGAAUCUAGAUAUCAAUUUUCAGGAUUACAAUAAUUCUUCUGUUCAGUCUGAAAGCCUUAAUUUGCAGGCUGCUCUUCCCGCGAGGGGAAAGGUGCACAUUCUUGUGAACAAGAUGCUGGCUGAUGGUAAUGUGAAAGUUGUUGGAGAAGGAUUGGUUGGAAGGGUUGCUUUUACUGGAAACUAUCAAUGGAUAUUGUCUGAGAAUUAUUGCGGCGAACCCCAGUCACUAGAGGUUCUGAAAGAGGCCCUUCAACAAUUUUCAGCUGGCAUGCAGACGGUCACCAUUGUUCCUGUUCUUCCUCAUGGGGUAGUCCAAUUUGGUUCACAUGUGGCUAUCCCAGAGAAUAUUGGAUUUGUUAAAGACGUGGCGUCAUUAAUACUCGAAUUGGGAAAUAUACCGGGCGUAUUGCAAUCUGAAAACCAUGAAGCAAAAGAACUCAUGCAUGGGCUUUUGCCUCUCGGAUCGAAUCUUAUCAGUAUUUCUUCUUACUCAGCCGACAGUUUUAGGUCCCCCGAAUACUUGGCUCAAACCUCCGGGUUUGGCAAUGAUCUAACAUCUUUUCAAGCCUCAAACUUAGUAGGCUCGUCCCAUCUCGAAACUUACGAAACCAAAAUCACUGCCCCACAUUUAACCUCACCAAACCAGUUCACAAAUGGAGUUUCUAAUAAUUUCAAUGCAUGGACAAAUCUACAAUCUGCUUCUAUGAACACUCGUGUGCCCAAAAAGGGCUUAGCCACAACGGGUCUUAAAGAUCCAAAAAUUUCUGGACUGUUGAAUUUCCAUGAUGCCGUUGACCAGUGUGAGGGUGGCUUGUUCGAUGCCUUAGGUACUGAUUUUAAGGAAAAGAUGCUAAAUAGCCAUACAGUAAAUGAGCCUGAAAAGAUGAGCCUUCCAGAUUUCUGUCCGCCUGGCCCUGUAAAAUUGGAGAGUGGGAUUUUGUCCUUCAAAGGUGCCGACCAUCUUCAAGAGGCCAUGGUCUCUAAAGGCAAAUCAAACAGGAGCUUAGAUGAAAGUGUUUCUUGCAUGUCAAGUCUGACCAAUAUUAGUGACUCCUAUGCUUCAAAGGCUUUGUUCCCCCAAGGGCUUUUUGGGAACUUUGAUCACGAGAAGGGGGAAUUGUUUGGCACUUCAAAUUAUAAGGGAAAAGAGGUUUCAAGUACAUAUUCACAGGGGAGUUGUGUUUAUGAUCCAUGGGCUGCAAAGGGGUUCGGUUUGAAACAGAUUGAGAGUUUGGCCAGCGGACAUUCUACUAAACCAAAUGUGAGCAGCAAACCCAGUCGUAAGAGGUCUAAACCGGGCGAGAACCCGAGGCCAAGGCCAAGAGAUCGCCAGAUGAUCCAAGAUCGGGUGAAGGAAUUGAGAGAAAUUGUUCCCAAUGGUGCAAAGUGUAGCAUUGAUUGCCUUCUGCAACGUACCAUCAAGCAUAUGCUUUUCCUGCAAGGUGUCACCAAACAUGCAGACAAGCUGAAGCAAACUACAGAAUCAAAGAUUAUCAGCAAAGAUGGCGGUUCGCAUUUGAAAGAUAAUACUGGAGGAGUUACGUGGGCCUAUGAAGUGGGUUCACAAUCAAUGAUUUGCCCAAUCAUAGUUGAGGAUAUAAGUCAACAACCCCAUCAAAUGCUUGUCGAGAUGGUUUGUGAAGAAAGGGAUUCGUUUUUGGAAAUAGCCGGUAUAAUCAGGGGACUUGGGUUAUCCAUUUUGAAGGGGAUCAUCGAAAAUCGGGAUGGCAAGGUCUGGGCACACUUCACUGUGGAGGCUAACCGCAAUGUGACAAGGAUAGAAAUCUUGCUCUCGCUUGUUCGUCUCUUGGACAAAAAUGUGAAACAUGGUUUUUCCAAGUCCAAUGUCCAAACUGAAAAUGUGAUGGUCCAAGAUUGUCAGCAAGCAGCCUCCGUCAUAUGUUAA